Messenger RNA from Aspergillus campestris IBT 28561, 406 nucleotides. RefSeq names its product ubiquinol--cytochrome-c reductase subunit 8. Gene Ontology annotation, biological process: mitochondrial electron transport, ubiquinol to cytochrome c. The record is from RefSeq and is a predicted model, not a curated record. Bases 43 to 336 code for a protein of 97 amino acids. NCBI's taxonomy places the organism in Eukaryota, Fungi, Ascomycota, Eurotiomycetes, Eurotiales, Aspergillaceae. The transcript is spliced from 4 exons.
CUUUCUUUCCCUUCCUCUCUUCAGUCUAUAAACACAUUCAUCAUGGGUGCUGGCUCUAUUGAUCCUAAGAACGGCGUGUUCAUGGGUGGCUGGGGUAACUUCGGCUGCCCUACCCCCCAGCGCAUCGCGACCUACUCCCUGUCGCCCAACCGUCAGCGCCCGCUGGCCGGUGCCUUCAACGCGGCCAUCUUCAACACCUUCCGUCGCUGCAAGGCCCAGGUGCUCUAUGUCGUUCCUCCGUUCGUUGCCGCUUACGCCGCCAUGAACUGGGCCAUUGAGCGCAACCACUACCUGCAAUCCAAGCCCGGUCGUCUCGCCGAGGGUGGUGACGAAUAAAUGGAGGAAUCUCGUGUUUGGAUUGCGCUGUACAUUAAUUAGAGCAAUCGAUCGUUCUAUAUCUUCUUCC